AUGGCUUCUGUUGAUUUCCACUGUCCCUGGUCUUUUGGGAAUCAAAGGAACCAAGAUAUUUCAAGCGUCAAUUGCAGCAAUUGCCAAGAGCAUCUGAAUGGCAGUGAUAGCAUUUUUUGUACUAAAUGUAAGCUGCCCUCCGAAUCAAGCUGGCCAAGCAAAGUAUCCCCAGUGAAACAACUUUGCUGUCAGGAAAAAGAUAGAGAUCUUGUAGCAUAUUGUUUCACAUGCGGAAUUGAUUUAUGUCAUGUUUGUUGCAUUGAACACCAGUUCAUCAAGCAAUAUGAAGGUCACAAUGUGUCUAUACUUAGUGAUCACCUGAAAAAGGAAAGCCUUUCUUUGCCAAAUACCCAGCUUACUUGUUGCCUUCACAAGGAUGAAAAUUUGCGAUAUUUCUGCCAGACAUGCGGUACAUUGAUCUGUGAGGAAUGUGCUUUGAAGGAUCAUCCAAAAGAAUUACAUGAUUAUGAAUUUGUGGAGACUGAUUUAAAUUUGAAAAUAAAGCAAGAAAUCGUUAAGAAAAUUGAGGUUAAGAGCACAGAGUUGAAGGCUGCAUCAAAGUUAAUAGCAGAGCGACGUGCACAUUUACAAGAGCAGUACAACAAAGCUCAAUUUGAUAUAAAUAAAGCUUCCAAUUUUUUCUACAGUGUAAUAGAAAAUCGCAAACAGCAAUUACUCAAAGAGCUUGAAGAUAUCUAUCUUCAAAAGUUGGGUCCAUUGGAAUCCGUUAGUAACCAGAUCAGUGAUGUUUUACGAGAUUCUCUACACUCAUCCACACUUAUGGAUUCGUCUCUUUUCUCAGAUUACUCGAAUGUGACAUCAGUAAUCGAGAACUUAUAUUUUAACAAUGUUAUUGAACAAGCCCAAAAAUUAACUGCCCAGUUAUUCAGCUUAGAGUUUUUAUCAAACUAUCAGGCUAUUAAAGUUGGUGUUCAAGAUACAUUUGGAUUUAUUCACCACAAACAAGAAAAUUCACUUGUAGGCAAGCUUUCUACUGGGGUUCAUGACAUUAAAAUGGAUGUUAUUGGACCAAAGUUGGAGUCAAAUUUGUCAAGCAUUUGUGAUGUCACAAGUAACAUGGGGUUUUUUGAUACUAAGAGUCCUUUCAAGAAGAAGACAGAUUCCGAAACAUUUCUAAACGGAUCUGUUUCUACAUUUCAUGCACCAAUCUUGCCCUCGAAUGAACCUCUGAAGAAUAACUUGCUCCCACCUCUUCAUAAGUAUUUUAAACGUGAAAAAAUGACAUAUUACAAUAAAUUUGGAGAAUUUGGUAUAUUGGAAGGUCAAUUUGCUGAACCAAGUGGCGUCGCAGUGAACUCGAAAAGUGAAAUCAUAGUUGCCGACACAAAUAAUCACAGAAUUCAGAUUUUUGAUGCUGAUGGGAAAUUUAAAUUCAAAUUUGGAGAAGUUGGUAAAAGUGAUGGGCAGUUUUACUUUCCAAAUCGAGUAGCAGUGUUGCCCAACUGUGAUGAUAUUGUUGUCACAGAACGUAAUCCAACUCAUCAAGUACAAGUAUAUAAUCAGUAUGGGCAAUUUGUGAGAAAAUUUGGCUCUGAUGUUCUUCAGCAUCCACGUGGCGUUACGGUUGAUAAUGAAGGAAGAAUAAUUGUUGUUGAAUGCAAAGUCAUGAAGGUUGUGAUUUUUGAUUUGAUGGGAAAUGUUUUGAAAAAAUUCGGAUGCUCCAAGUACGUAGAAUUUCCUAAUGGUGUUGCUGUCAAUGAUAAGCAAGAAAUUUUUAUUAGCGACAAUAGGGGCCACUGUGUGAAGGUAUUUAAUUAUGAUGGUGCUUAUUUGAGGCAGAUUGGGUGUGAAGGCCUCACUAACUACCCCAUUGGUGUCUCAAUCAACAAAAAUGGUGAGAUAUUAAUUGCUGACAAUCACUCAAGUUUUAAUGUCACCAUAUUUACUCAAGAUGGCCAACUAAUAAAAGGUCUUGAAAGCAAAGCCAAACAUGUUCAAUGUUUCGAUACAACAGUGUUAGAUCCAGAUUCUGUUGUCCUAGCGAGCAAAGAUUUUCGACUCUAUUUAUAUCGUUACAAUGCUUAG
Messenger RNA from Uloborus diversus, 2046 nucleotides. RefSeq names its product brain tumor protein-like. The transcript has a single exon. Bases 1 to 2046 code for a protein of 681 amino acids. The record is from RefSeq and is a predicted model, not a curated record. Gene Ontology annotation, biological process: negative regulation of translation. Lineage: Eukaryota; Metazoa; Arthropoda; Arachnida; Araneae; Uloboridae. Gene Ontology annotation, molecular function: protein binding; translation repressor activity; zinc ion binding.